AAUCUGGCGGGCAGGAAAACUCCCGGUCCCGCCCGUCCGUCAGAGCCCGGCGGGGGGAGAAGCUCCCGGUCCCGCCUCCUCAGGGCCGGAGCGGGCGGGGCCGGGGGCCGUGCGUCACUUCCCGCGGCCGGAAGGUUCCAGAGGUUCCACGGGGAGCCGCCAUGGCCGUGGCGCGGGAGGAGUUGCAGAAAGAUUUGGAAGAAGUUAAAGAGCUGCUCACGAAUGCCACUAGGAAGCGGGUGCGUGAUGUCCUUGUGGCAGAGAAACAAAAGCUGGAGCUGGAAAUCAAGAAUCAGCCUCUGCCGAAGCCAAAAGAUGUGGCAGAGGAAGAAAAGUCAUCGCUGGGAGGGUACACAGUGAAAAUAAACAAUUAUGGUUGGGAUCAGUCAGAUAAGUUUGUUAAGAUUUACAUCUCUUUAAAUGGUGUCCAGAAGCUUCCCGCUGAGAAUGUGCAGGUGAAUUUCACAGAGAGGUCAUUUGAUCUGCUAGUGAAGAAUCUGAAUGGGAAGAACUACACCAUGACCUUCAACAACCUCCUGAAGCCCAUCUCAGUGGAAGGCAGCUCUAGAAAGAUAAAGACAGACAUGAUCCUUGUCAUGUGUAAGAAGAAGCGGGAGGAAAAAUGGGAUUGUCUCACUCAAGUGGAAAAAGAAAGCAAAGAGAAAGAGAAGGCUGCCUAUGACACCACAGAUCCUAGUGAAGGGCUUAUGAACAUUUUAAAAAAGAUGUAUGCGGAAGGAGACGAUGAGAUGAAGCGCACCAUCAAUAAGGCCUGGGUUGAAAGCAGAGAAAAGCAGUACAAAGGGGACAUACCAAUGGAUAUCUGAAAGCACUCUAAGGGGCUGCCUUAAAACUGAUCUUCCAUGUGAGACACGCUGUGCUGCAAAGAUCAUCGUUUACAUAACCUUCUUCCAAGCAAAGACAGUCAUUUUCCAUUUCAGGUUGGAGAAAAUAUUUAAAUAAAAUAGCUUCUAAAGCA
This is a messenger RNA of Haemorhous mexicanus (house finch), 979 nucleotides long. It is a transcript of the gene CACYBP, whose product is annotated as calcyclin binding protein. Gene Ontology annotation, molecular function: S100 protein binding; tubulin binding; ubiquitin protein ligase binding. The record is from RefSeq and is a predicted model, not a curated record. Lineage: Eukaryota; Metazoa; Chordata; Aves; Passeriformes; Fringillidae. The transcript is spliced from 6 exons. Gene Ontology annotation, biological process: heart development. Gene Ontology annotation, cellular component: nucleus. The coding region runs from base 162 to 827 and encodes 221 amino acids.